Molecule: messenger RNA, 1245 nt
Organism: Cadophora gregata
Lineage: Eukaryota; Fungi; Ascomycota; Leotiomycetes; Helotiales; Ploettnerulaceae
Gene: FOL3
Product: folylpolyglutamate synthase
Exons: 1
Coding region: 1-1245 (414 amino acids)
Biological process (GO): folic acid-containing compound biosynthetic process
Cellular component (GO): mitochondrion; cytoplasm; cytosol
Molecular function (GO): dihydrofolate synthase activity; tetrahydrofolylpolyglutamate synthase activity; ATP binding
Source: RefSeq, a predicted model, not a curated record
AUGAUAGAACUGGGCUUAGCACGGAUAAGCAGUCUGCUUAGACAUACUCCUCAGCCAUGGAAAGCUAUCCACGUCGCUGGAACAAAUGGCAAAGGAUCCAUAUGUGCUUACUUAUCCGCUAUGCUUCAUGCAAGUGGCGUGCGCUGUGGUCGAUUCACAUCGCCUCAUCUGAUCGACCGCUGGGAUUGCGUGACCAUCAACGAGAAAGCGGUUCAGGAAUCAGUAUUCAAAGAGGCAGAAAAUUUGGUACUGAAGAGAAAUCAAAUAGAAAGCAUUGGGGCAUCAGAGUUUGAGCUUCUCACAGCUACAGCCUUCGAGGUCUUUGCGAAGGAAAAGAUCGAGAUGGGUGUGAUAGAAGUAGGACUAGGCGGCCGACUCGACGCAACCAAUGCGAUGGAGAAGAAGGCUGUGACUGUCAUAUCGAAGAUCGGUUUAGAUCAUCAAUCGUUUCUCGGAAACACGAUUGAAGAAAUUGCUCGAGAGAAAGCCGGCAUCAUGAGGCCAGGAGUUCCUUGUGUCAUGGACAGCACAAAUCCACCCUCUGUACAAAAAGUCGUGCAGGAUUACGCAAAAGAGAUCGGAACAGAUGUAGUUCUCAGCUCGACUGAAUCUUCGUUUCUAGACGACUUGUCCCAAGAUGACUAUGAACCUCAUCAAUGGCAAAACCUUGCUUGUGCAUACACCGCCUUUCAUCUGGCAUACACCAAGCUAGAGUCUCCUUUGCAUCGACUUCUGCCAGCCAUACAGAAUAUAAACUGGCCUGGUCGUCUACAAACGAUCGACAUUAGAAGUCUCACAGGACGAAGUGGAACCACUUUACUGGAUGGUGCGCACAAUGUCCAAUCAGCCGAAGUCCUUGCUUCAUAUGUAGACGGCAAACUUCGAGGAGAUAAACAGAAGGUGACAUGGGUUCUCGCAGCUUCGCAGGGAAAGGAAUUGGAGGGAAUUUUGAAGCCUCUGUUGAAACAGCAAGACUGCGUUGCGGCAGUCCAAUUUGGUCCUGUUGACGGAAUGCCGUGGGUUCAAGCACUGCCUGCUCAUGAGAUUAUUGAAGCUGCUUUUGAGCUCGGGGUGAAAUCUGGUCAAAUGUAUGAUGCUAGUGACGAUUUGUCAGCAGCAUUGCGUUGGGCUGCUACAGUCGCUGGACCAGGCCCUGUCGUUGUAGCUGGUAGUCUUUACCUGGUUUCUGAUCUGCUCCGGCUUCUGCGAAACGCGAAGGAAGUGAAGACUCGGCCGUCAAAUUAA